Molecule: messenger RNA, 111 nt
Organism: Colletotrichum tamarilloi
Lineage: Eukaryota; Fungi; Ascomycota; Sordariomycetes; Glomerellales; Glomerellaceae
Exons: 1
Coding region: 1-111 (36 amino acids)
Source: RefSeq, a predicted model, not a curated record
AUGCCUGCAGUUCUGACUGCGAGGCAACUCCAACGCCAUAUCACGCCCUGCCUUGCCAUUUCCUUCCCUUUGCGGGACUUCUCGACUGAACGACGCUCCAACACUCCCUAA